Messenger RNA from Thunnus maccoyii (southern bluefin tuna), 2540 nucleotides. It is a transcript of the gene eif2a, whose product is annotated as eukaryotic translation initiation factor 2A. Gene Ontology annotation, molecular function: protein binding; ribosome binding; translation initiation factor activity. The record is from RefSeq and is a predicted model, not a curated record. Gene Ontology annotation, cellular component: cytosolic small ribosomal subunit. The coding region runs from base 78 to 1820 and encodes 580 amino acids. The transcript is spliced from 16 exons. Gene Ontology annotation, biological process: translational initiation. Lineage: Eukaryota; Metazoa; Chordata; Actinopteri; Scombriformes; Scombridae.
UGGCACUGCACGCCCCGCCUUCCGCUGCCGUGACGCAUUUCCGGCCAACUGGAUUCCUUCUUCCUGCACACGUAAACAUGGCGCCCCCCAUCCCGCUGUUAGCAGUACGUGGAUCAGACGGUACGUCUCUGCUCUGCGGUCCUCCAGGCUGUGAACAGCAUUCAGCCUUCCAGAGGGACUCUCGGAUCAGCAGGUGCGUCACCUUCAGCAGAGAUGGGACGCUGUUUGGUUGGUGCAACGGACAGAGCGUCUCUGUGGUGAAAUCUUCAGACGGCUCCAUCGUGACGACCCUUGACCUCCCUAAGACGGCUCUGCUGGCAUUCUCUCCUCUCAGCAGCGUUCUGGUCACCUGGCAGCCCUACAGCAAGUCUCAGGACUGUCCUCAGGGUGAAGCUAACCUCCAGCUGUGGGAGCUGCCGAGCGGCCGGCUGAUCAAAGCUUUGUACCAGAAGAAGGUCGACAGCUGGUGUCCCAGCUGGUCUGAAGACGAGCACAUCGCUGUGAGGAGCGUCAACAAUGAGCUGCACUUCUUUGAGAAGAACGACUUCAACACCAUCGCCAACAAGCUUCACAUGCAGAAAGUGUCAGACUUUGCGUUGUCACCCGGAGGUCAGCCCAGCAAGGUAGCCGUCUACGUGCCGGGCAGUAAAGGAGCCCCGUCAUUCGUCCGUCUGUAUCAGUACCCGGUGCUGGGCGGACCCACCGCCGCGCUCGCCAACAAGAGCUUCUUCAAGGCCGACAGAGUCACCAUGCAGUGGAACAAGAAAGCCUCGGCCGUGUUGGUGACGGCGAGCACUGAAGUCGAUAAAACCGGAGCUUCAUAUUAUGGCGAGCAGACGUUGCAUUACCUGGCGGUUAACGGAGAGACAGCUCUGGUUCAACUGCUGAAAAACGGGCCGAUCUACGACGUGUCGUGGAGUCCGAACUCUACGGAGUUCUGUGUGGUGUACGGCUUCAUGCCAGCCAAGGCCACCAUCUUCAACCUCAAAUGUGACCCGGUGUUCGACUUUGGGACUGGACCGCGAAACGCCGCCUACUACAGUCCUCAGGGCCACAUCCUGGUCCUGGCCGGCUUCGGGAACCUGCGGGGCCAGAUGGAGGUCUGGGACGUGAAGAAGUACAAACAGGUGUCCAAACCUCAGGCUCCAGACGCUACACACUUCUCCUGGUGCCCCGAUGGCGAGCACGUCGUCACGGCGACGUGUUCACCACGGCUGCGUGUCAGCAACGGUUAUAAGAUCUGGCACUACACCGGUUCCGUGCUGCACAAGUGGGACGUGGCGUCCGGCUCCGAGUUAUGGGAGGUCCGCUGGCAGCCGUUCCCAGACGGCAGCUUCCCUGAGCGGGCCAUCAAGUACCAGGCGGCGCCCAGCGAGCUGGGAAGCACACAGGCCACGCCCACACAGGCCUACCGCCCACCUGCUCUGAGACACCUGCCGGCCACGCCCAGCUCCAAACUGCACGAGGAGGAGCCGCCACAGAACAUGCGACCGGGUGUUUCAGGAGAGAAGAAUCUUUCUAAAACUGCUCUGAAGAACCAGAGGAAGCGAGAAGCCAAGAAAGCAGCUAAACAGGAGGCGAAGCCUGAACCUGAACCUCCAUCUAACCCCGCCCCUGUCAGAAACAGCCAAUCAGAGCCGACCUGCGGCGACCCGGAGAUGGACAAGAAGAUAAAGAACGUAAAGAAGAAACUGAAGGCCAUCGAGGAGCUGAAGGACCAGCAGGCGUCUGGAAAAGUCCUGCAGAAAAACCAGCUGGAGAAGAUCCAGAAGGAGGAGCAGCUGCUGAAGGAGCUGGAGGAGCUGCAGUUAGGACAGUAGGAGGCGCCGCUGGAGCAACAGGCCAUGCCUCCAAAUCCCACAAUGCAUCACACACACAGAAACCACAUUGGAGCUGGUGUGUGUGUGUGUGUGUGUGUGUGUGUUUGUGUGUGUGUGUGUCAGAAACACUGUUGACAUUUUUGUUGCACUUAAACAGACUGAAGGCUGCAUCUGUCUGAGUCUUUAGUGCUGAGAUCGUUCUUCCUCACCUGUCAGUCACCUGAUGACAGAUGAGGAGAGGGGGGCGGGGUUUUAUCAAAGAGGUGUGGCCACAGUCAUGAACUUGAUUGGAUGUUUAGUUUUCUGUUUUUAUUCAGCCGCUUGUGACUGAAAACAUCAAAUUCAUUCCUUCCUUUUGUCUUUUUGAGAAUGUCAAAAAGGCAUUCUGGGAAACGUAGUCCUGAAAAAGGACGAGAGGAAGCAGAGUGAGGUCAGAUAACAGCUGAGUGUUGAACAUCGCAGACAGGAAACAGGAAAUAUUCUUCUUUAAAGGAGCAGUCUGACAUUUUGAUUUCACUAAAUGCUGGAACGUACGUUAACUGUGUGAUCAGCUGAUUCUCCACUCUGACAUCAAAUUGAAAUCAGUCCAUUGAAGCCCUGUUGCUAUGCAACAUCUGUACAGAUGCUGAAGCCUUUGACAGUGUUACUUUGAGAAUAAGAGCCUCAUUGCCAUGCUUCACUGCUUACUGACGACAGCUCUAAUAAACUCUUUGUGAUCGA